Molecule: messenger RNA, 561 nt
Organism: Lachancea meyersii CBS 8951
Lineage: Eukaryota; Fungi; Ascomycota; Saccharomycetes; Saccharomycetales; Saccharomycetaceae
Source: the annotation of a GenBank genome assembly
AUGGGUAUCGAUCACACCACCAAGCAGCACCAGAGAUCUGGUCACAGAACCGCCCCAAAGUCUGACAACGUCUACUUGAAGUUGUUGGUCAAGCUUUACACCUUCUUGGCUCGUCGUACUGAUGCUCCAUUCAACAAGGUUGUGUUGAGAUCUUUGUUCUUGUCCAAAAUCAACAGACCUCCUGUGUCCGUCUCCAGAAUCGCCAAGGCUCUUGGCCAAUCUGGUGCCGGUAACAAGACCAUUGUCGUUGUCGGCACUGUCACCGAGGACUCCAGAAUCUACGAGUUCCCAAAGGCCACCGUUGCUGCUCUAAGAUUCACCGCUGGUGCCAGAGCCAGAAUCUUGAAGGCUGGUGGUGAGUGCAUCACUUUGGACCAGUUGGCCGUCAGAGCUCCAAAGGGUCAGAACACCUUGAUCGUCAGAGGUCCAAGAAACGCCAGAGAGGCCGUCAGACACUUCGGUGCUGGUCCUCACAAGCACAAGGCUCCAAGAAUCCAGUCCACCGGCCGUAAGUUCGAGAGAGCUAGAGGUAGACGGAGAUCUAAGGGUUUCAAGGUGUAA